This is a messenger RNA of Soboliphyme baturini, 273 nucleotides long. The record is from the annotation of a GenBank genome assembly. NCBI's taxonomy places the organism in Eukaryota, Metazoa, Nematoda, Enoplea, Dioctophymatida, Soboliphymatidae.
AUGAAAACGAAGGUGAUGCAAAGUGAUGGCAUGCCCAAGGCCAGUUUACAAGUAGACGGCGCGGACUUGGAAGAAGUCAACCAUUAUGCUUACUUGGGCCAAGAACUAAAUAUGCGCCAUGAUCUCCUAUCGGAGAUUAUACUACGAGGGGCUGCCGGAUGGCGCAAAUUCUAUGACAUCAUCGACGUCCUCAAACCUCAAAAUAUCAGACCAGAAAGACCCUGCUCGCCUCUUCAGCAGCGAAGUGUUGAAGGCAAUGACGUAUGGAUGUGA